Messenger RNA from Cicer arietinum (chickpea), 753 nucleotides. Its product is annotated as agamous-like MADS-box protein AGL80. Lineage: Eukaryota; Viridiplantae; Streptophyta; Magnoliopsida; Fabales; Fabaceae. Gene Ontology annotation, biological process: positive regulation of transcription by RNA polymerase II. Gene Ontology annotation, molecular function: RNA polymerase II cis-regulatory region sequence-specific DNA binding; protein dimerization activity; DNA-binding transcription factor activity, RNA polymerase II-specific. The record is from RefSeq and is a predicted model, not a curated record.
UCUAUAUAUAAAGAGUUUAUUCAUUUUAUUCAUUUUUAUCACGACGAUAUGACUAGAAAGAAGGUGAAACUCGCAUUCAUAACCAAUGACUCUGCAAGGAAGGCAACAUUCAAGAAAAGGAAGAAGGGUUUAAUAAAAAAGGUUAGUGAACUUAGCACCCUUUGUGGAAUUGAUGCUUGUGCUAUAAUUUAUAGUCCCUAUGAUCUUCAACCAGAGAUUUGGCCAUCUCCAUUAGGAGUUCAAAAGGUGCUUACCAAGUUUCAAAGAAUGCCGGAAUUGGAGCAGAGCAAGAAGAUGGUAAACCAAGAGAGUUUUUUGAAGCAAAGAAUCCAAAAGGCCAAAGAUCAAUUGUCAAAACAAAGAAAGGAUAAUAGGGAAAAGGAGAUGACCCAUCUCAUGUUUCAAAACCUUAGUGCUGGUAAAAUUAUGCCCAAUAUAAGCAUGGUUGAUUUAAAUGAUAUGGCAUGGUUGAUUGAUCAAUACUUGAAAGAAAUCAAUAGAAGGGUUGAAACAUUGGUCAAGAAUUCUCAAGGUCAAGCCCAAUUGGCACCACUACCAAUGGUGACUAAUAUUGGAAUGACUAAGAUUGAAGAGAAGGCACAAGGGAGUCAUGGUCAUGUGUUGGAUAUGAAUAUGGAUGUCAUGCAAAAACAACAUUGGUUUAUGAAUUUGUUGGAUGAUGAUGGUGACACACCUCCUUUGGGAGAUGUUAGUCACCAAAAUGGAUUUUGGCCAAACUCAUUUUUCCAUUGA